ACAAUAUGGAUGCCGAACAGACCGGACCAGCAAUUCCCAGAGUGACACCUUUGCAGCAAAUGAUUGCCUCGUGUACUGGAGCUAUUCUUACAUCACUAAUGGUGACACCUUUGGAUGUUGUUAAAAUUCGCCUCCAAGUUCAGAACAACCCUUAUCCCAAAAGAAGAUGUUUUUUAUAUUGUAAUGGACUGAUGGAUCAUCUGUAUUUCUGUGACGAGGGUAGCAACAAAGCAUGGUACAAGAAGCCUGGCCGCUUCAGAGGAACAUUGGAUGCCUUUUUGAAAAUUACUCGAAAUGAGGGCAUAAAAUCCUUAUGGAGUGGUCUUCCCCCUACACUAGUGAUGGCAGUUCCUGCUACAGUUAUAUAUUUUACUUGUUAUGACCAGUUGUCUUCAUUUAUGAAGUCUAAAGUAGAAAAUGAAGCCUACGUACCGAUUUUUGCUGGAGUUGUGGCCAGAUUAGGUGCAGUAACUGUAAUAAGUCCCUUAGAGUUGAUUAGAACCAAAAUGCAAUCCAGGGCAUUGUCUUACAAGGAAUUACAUCUGUUUGUCAGACGGAAAUUAUCACAUGAUGGUUGGAUUUCACUCUGGAAAGGUUGGAGUUCUACUGUUAUGAGAGAUGUACCUUUCUCAGCAAUGUACUGGUAUAACUUUGAAGUGUUUAAGAAGUGGCUUUGCAAAAACUCUGACAAAUGUGAGCCAACUUUUGGGAUUAAUUUUACUGCAGGGGCGAUGUCUGGUUCUAUUGCAUCUGUUGCAACUUUACCAUUUGAUGUUGUAAAAACACAAAAACAAACUAGACUUUGGAGAUAUGAAACUCCUCAAGAUGGAGGUCUGCACACCCUACCUGCAUCAACAUGGGACAUUAUGAAACAGAUUGUUUCUAAACAUGGAAUUCCUGGAUUAUUUGCAGGACUAAUUCCCCGGUUAAUUAAAGUUGCUCCUGCUUGUGCCAUUAUGGUCAGUACAUAUGAAUGUGGGAAAGCUUUUUUCCAACAGCAAAACCUCAAAAAACAAGAACUCCAUCCUUCUGACAGUAUGGACUUGAAAUAAUUAUGGUCAUAUUAUUAGCGGGAAGAUUUUCAGAAAUGUGUAAACUUCAGGUCUAUUCUUAAAUAUCUUUUUAUUUUAAAAAGUAUUAACUUAACGAUUCUAAUUAUAAUUUAAUAACAAGUUUUCUAUUUUAUCUUGUCUUUGGAAAAGUUUAAGAAAAUUCUUUAUUGAGUAUCCAUAACCCUUAUAAGAAUAUUAGAAAGGAAAAGAGAAAAGCUUGAUGAGAUAGCAAGAAUUUUUUAUUGAAUUCUAAAUUUUCCUUUGUUACCUGUUGUCUCCCAUGAGUGUGUCAACUGUACCCAAACCAUGAUAGGAGUAGAGUGUUUAAAAAGAAAAGGCUCAUAAGUCUUUUGUGCUUAUCUUAAUCAUGUACACAAGUAUUUAUUUUUUAGUGAAAUGGAAGUGGAAGCCAAUUAUCAAAUAACAUCAUACCAGCACUUGCCAAAUAUUACUGAUGUGUUUUUAUUUUUAAUUCUAAUAUUCCUUAGUUUUUGUUUGUUUGGGGCGCCUAUACAUAGUAGGAUUUCUUCUGACAAACCCACAGUUGUUUUAUCUUUAUAUCCAGAAGUGAUCCCUUUUUGCCACUGUAAGCAAAAGUUGUACAUCUUUUGCUAUGUUCUGCCAGUUUUGAAGAAUAUGGAUACUGUUCUUGGAAACUUUGUGCUCCUUUCAAAUUGUGGUUCAUCCUGGCUGGGGGGAGCAGCACAGAAUGUAUUGGUUUAGAAAACUACUCCUCUGUAUUUAGUUCAGAUAAGUUGAGCACUUGAAAAGGCAGCUUAGUUUGUGAUAUGGAUAAGAUAAUUGCUAAGAACUAUGUAGGGUACUUUAAGUCCUACCACUCUUGAGGUAGAAGAAGUAAAAAGGCAGUUUUUCAUUACUUUCUGAUGCCUCUAUAUACAUUUACUUUAGCACUGAGGACGACACUGUAUUUAAAUGGGUAAGAUUUGGCACGGAGACUUCCUGUGCUUUUUUUCUGUGAUUGAUAGAUAUCGUUUUGUUUUCAUUGUUUUUCCAGCUCCAUUUUGUAGGCUUGUUCUAAUGUGAUAGAGACUACCACAGCAUCAGUGGCUCCAUAUUUUCGUGUUGCUUCCAGAUUUCAUGUGUUACUACAUUUCACACUAGUAUGCUGACCAUGAAAAUAAGCAAUAAUCAGGGGUGGUGGCAUUUUAUUUUAAAGAAGCUUUUCUUGUUACAGGACAAUAGUGUGUGACUGUCAAAAUGAAAUGAAGGAAGAUGUAAUGACAAAAUAGGAAGUAGCAUAAAUUUUUAGAAUUACUCUUUGAUCUUUUUUUCCUCAGAAUAAUUUAUAUGUUACGAGAUGAGCACUUUAUUGUGGUCUAAAUAUUUUUCAUGAAAAUGUGAAAAAUCUCUGAAUGGAAUAGUUGAAGGAGAUGGGUAUUUAAAUAUUAUCUGGUAAGAGUUAGAAAAUUAAUGUAACCUAUACUAAACUUAAGAAAGUGUCCAUAUAUUUUGCUAAACAAAUAUUUUUAUAUCACUAAGUUUUGAAUGUAACCAUGUAUGUAUUUUAUUUCAUCCUGUGUUGAUUUGUUAGAUUUGGAAAUAAUAUGUAUGUAUAUUUGUUUUAAAUUCAUUUUCAUUAAAGAUUUUGCUUCCUUUCUUAA
Trichosurus vulpecula (common brushtail) is the source of this 2674-nucleotide messenger RNA. RefSeq names its product solute carrier family 25 member 40 (gene SLC25A40). NCBI's taxonomy places the organism in Eukaryota, Metazoa, Chordata, Mammalia, Diprotodontia, Phalangeridae. The record is from RefSeq and is a predicted model, not a curated record. The transcript has 10 exons. Gene Ontology annotation, biological process: mitochondrial transmembrane transport. Bases 6 to 1052 code for a protein of 348 amino acids.